AUGAACACCCAAAAGAAACUCAACUUAAAACAUAUUAACAAGAAAGAAGGACUUCAUAAUAAAAACAUCAUCUGGGGCAGGAGCACUAAUUUGAUUGAAAGUAGAAGACUCAGUGCUCCUGCCCCGUGUGCUCCUGCCCCGUGUGUUCCUGCCCCGUGUGCUCCUGCCCCGGGUGUUCCUGCCCCGUGUGCUCCUGCCCCGUGUGCUCCUGACCUGUGUGCUCCUGACCUGUGUGCUCCUGCCCCGUGUGCUCCUGCCCCAGGUGUUCCUGCCCCGUGUGCUCCUGCCCCGUGUGCUCCUGACCUGUGUGCUCCUGACCUGUGUGCUCCUGCCCCGUGUGCUCCUGCCCCAGGUGUUCCUGCCCCGUGUGUUCCUGCCCCGUGUGCUCCUGCCCCAGGUGUUCCUGCCCCGUGUGCUCCUGCCCCGUGUGCUCCUGACCUGUGUGCUCCUGUGACACCGGACAUGGUCAUCUAUGGAAUAUCAUCUAACAUAGGAAGUCCUCCUGAGGAGGUUCAAGAGGACCUCACUCCAAGUAAUGAGGAGGAGUCAAUUUCUUGUUUCCCUCAGAUCAUUUUAUUACCAAGUGGCCAUUUGGAAACUCCGGGUGCUCCUGUUACACCGAACAUGAGAGCGAAAAAAGAUUACUUCACUGUAAUUACUGCACUGAUGAAACAAGACCGUCUGCUGCGAGUUUUUGACAGCGGAAAGGCCGUGCUGUACCUGUUACAAGAGAGGAGACACACCAGAGUCAGACGCUUCAGACGCAGACGCAUCAGACUCAGACUUUGUGUUUACUCAGUCAAGUGGCGUGGGACAGAAUUGAACCCCCUUGUGUCAGAACUUCACCUUGAUAGUGAGCAGCACCUGAAGGACUUCAUAAUGAGGGGAGAGACGAUGGAUCUUAUCUUUUCUCUGCUUAUAUCCGAGCUCACAGUAUGA
Messenger RNA from Xyrauchen texanus (razorback sucker), 939 nucleotides. RefSeq lists its product as uncharacterized. NCBI's taxonomy places the organism in Eukaryota, Metazoa, Chordata, Actinopteri, Cypriniformes, Catostomidae. The transcript has 6 exons. Bases 1 to 939 code for a protein of 312 amino acids. The record is from RefSeq and is a predicted model, not a curated record.